AUGUAUUUGGGUGAUGUUUUGCCCGCUCUUGACUUUGACGACAGCGAUGCUGAGUCGGCCGCCUCUCAGCGCAGUCUGCAACGACUUUUGGCUGAAAAUAUCCCUGCAUCCAAUUUCUUACCUCAGGAAGUCGCGGCUAUUCGCUAUAAGAUUGACUCCACACUUCGUAUCGCUCAGCCUACCGGUUUGGUGAAGCCAAAUUAUUAUAGCCCACUUUGCAACGAAGAACUUGAUCCUGACGCGCCCCAAUGGCAUUACGAUUUAGAGCUGCGCCAGGAUGAUGAGGCCGAAGCUUGCCUUAAGAUUUUUUCUGUUCACACCAACAGUCAGACGUAUAUCAUAGUUUACGCCUCUUGCUGCAUCGUAUGA
This is a messenger RNA of Peronospora belbahrii, 369 nucleotides long. NCBI's taxonomy places the organism in Eukaryota, Oomycota, Peronosporomycetes, Peronosporales, Peronosporaceae. The record is from the annotation of a GenBank genome assembly.